AUGGCGGCCGCCGCCACCCCCGGCCCCGCCGCCUGCAGCACCGACGCCCCGGGCGCCGGCGGAGCGCAGCCGCCGCCCCCGCCCCCGCCCGCGGCCGCCGCGCCGGCCCGGCCGCCGGAGCCCCGGAAGCCGCGCGUGGACCCGCGGCGCCGCCGCGCCGCCCUCUCCUUCCUCACCCGCAUCUCGCUGGACGGGCGGCCGCCGCUGCAGGACGAGGAGGGCGGCGGCGAGGACCGCGGCGCCCGGGGCCGGCUCAGCCCGCUCGCCGCGGCGGGCACGGCGCCGCCGGAGGCCGGACCGGGGCCCUGCCUCCCGCAGCCCGCCCCGCCGCCCCCCGCCCCCGGCGGCCCCGCCGCGCUGCCCGGCCCCGCCGCCCGCGCGCCGCCGCCCGACGGGCCGGAGGAGCCGGAGGAGGACGACGCCUUCGCGGGCGCGCAGGGGCCGGUGGCCGCCUUCCUGGGCCCCGCGACCCCGGGGGGCGGCGGCAGCCGGGGCCGCCUCGGCUCGUUCACCCCGGGGAUCCUGCCCGUCGCCUUCGCCAGGCCGACCUCGCAGCCCCUGUGCGCCCUGGAGGGCCCGGCGUGCGGCGCCAGCGCCCUGGAGCAGCUGCAGCGGUCCCGACGUCGGCUCAUCUCGCAGAGGUCCUCGCUGGAGACGCUGGAAGACAUUGAGGAGAAUGCCCCCCUGCGCAGAUGUCGGACUCUCUCCGGUUCGCCCAGACCCAAGAGCUUCAAGAAGAUACAUUUUAUCAAGAACAUGCGGCAGCACGACACGAGGAACGGCAGAAUCGUCCUCCUCAGCGGCAGGCGGUCCUUCUGCAGCGUCUUCUCCGUGCUGCCGUAUCGAGACGGUGCCCAGCCCGGGGACCUGAAGUCGGACGGAGGGCGACAGUCAGCGGGUGCCGUGAGCCUGAAGGAGGUCAUUGGCCUGGAGGGCGUGGAGCUUGGCGCUGACGGGAAGACGGUGUCCUACACCCAGUUCCUGUGGCCCACCAACGCCCUGGGCGCCCGGAGGGCCACCAUCGACUCCACCUGCUCCUUCUCCCACCUCCGCACCCUGAGCCACCGCAGCCUCUCGCUGGGCCGGGCCAGCAGCACCCAGGGGAGCCUCGACGCAGGCAGCGACCUGGGAGACUUCGUGGACUACGACCCCAACCUCCUGGACGACCCCCAGUGGCCGUGCGGGAAGCACAAGCGGGUGCUCAUCUUCCCGUCCUACAUGACCACGGUGAUUGCCUACGUGAAGCCCUCGGACCUCAAGAAGGACAUGAACGAGGCGUUCCGGGAGCGGUUCCCCCACAUCAAGCUCACGCUCAGCAAGAUCAGGAGCCUGAAGCGGGAGAUGCGGAAGCUGGCGCAGGAGGACUGCGGCCUCGAGGAGCCCACGGUGGCCGCGGCCUUCGUCUACUUCGAGAAGCUGGCCCUCAGGGGGAAGCUCAACAAGCAGAACCGCAAGCUCUGCGCGGGGGCCUGCGUGCUGCUGGCCGCCAAGAUCGGCAGCGACCUCCGGAAGCAUGAGGUCAAGCACCUGAUCGAUAAGCUGGAGGAGAAGUUCCGGCUGAACAGACGUGAGCUGAUUGCCUUCGAGUUCCCCGUGUUGGUGGCCUUGGAGUUCGCCCUGCACCUGCCGGAGCACGAGAUCAUGCCCCACUACAGACGCCUGGUCCAGAGCUCCUAG
Messenger RNA from Pipistrellus nathusii (Nathusius's pipistrelle), 1677 nucleotides. NCBI's taxonomy places the organism in Eukaryota, Metazoa, Chordata, Mammalia, Chiroptera, Vespertilionidae. The record is from the annotation of a GenBank genome assembly.